Alternaria conjuncta is the source of this 216-nucleotide messenger RNA. RefSeq lists its product as uncharacterized. Bases 1 to 216 code for a protein of 71 amino acids. The transcript has 2 exons. The record is from RefSeq and is a predicted model, not a curated record. Lineage: Eukaryota; Fungi; Ascomycota; Dothideomycetes; Pleosporales; Pleosporaceae.
AUGUCGCAUAUUCACCGAUCUGCCUUGGACACCUGUAUUGCCUUGGAUAACGCGCUGGGAAACCUUGAGCACACCGUCAGGAAGCCUCCCUACAUUCUCGGUAUUGAGCAGUGCCGCAUCUGGAAUACCAGCGACACCAUUGGCAAUGCCGAUUACCUCUGGGUCAGAGACUUCCGAAUUCUACUGGCCUACAAGGAGCGCCAUAACUACACCUAA